AUGGACCGAGUCAUUAGGAGACAGACUAGACAGCUACACGGAAAUACUUUUUCUAAUUCAGAUGGAACUUCUGGAAUCAGUUUAUCAGCACCAUUCGGUACAAGCCAGAAGAAUACGUUCAGUGCUAUAGGAGGAGCCAACUUUGAUGCUGCCAGGCGUCUGCAAUCUGCAUCGUAUGGCUUAGCCAUGAAUAAUGCCAAUGGCCAUGGCCUCUCCCUAACCAAUACACAUAUCCCAGACUUCGGCAAUCAGUUCAAAGCUGCUGGUUAUGCGAACCUGUUCCGCAAUCAGAACCAUGAUGUUUCUGUCAACGCUUACUUCGCUAAGAACAGGCCUCAAAUGCCUCAAGUUCCUAGCUUCAACACCGUUGGAGCUGGAGUCGACUAUAUGUUUAAGAACAAGGUGGGGGGAUCUGUUGGGGUCGCUCACACGCCAUAUUUCGACAAAACAGACUACUCGUUCAAUGGUAACGUCAACUUAUUAAGAAACAGAGGCUCAUCGCUGGAUUUCAACGCUGGUUUCAGCAAAUCUGUAUCACCUUUUCUGCCCAAUUCAAGAUGGGAGCCAUCCACUGGAUUUACUUUUAGAAAGUUCUUCUGAAACAUCCAACCUUUAAGUGCCCAUUGCUGAGCAAAUGCCUCUUAUCAC
This is a messenger RNA of Spodoptera exigua (beet armyworm), 648 nucleotides long. Lineage: Eukaryota; Metazoa; Arthropoda; Insecta; Lepidoptera; Noctuidae. The record is from the annotation of a GenBank genome assembly.